Brassica napus (rape) is the source of this 3204-nucleotide messenger RNA. RefSeq names its product probable boron transporter 6. NCBI's taxonomy places the organism in Eukaryota, Viridiplantae, Streptophyta, Magnoliopsida, Brassicales, Brassicaceae. Gene Ontology annotation, biological process: monoatomic anion transport; transmembrane transport; monoatomic ion homeostasis. The coding region runs from base 82 to 2097 and encodes 671 amino acids. The transcript is spliced from 13 exons. The record is from RefSeq and is a predicted model, not a curated record. Gene Ontology annotation, molecular function: solute:inorganic anion antiporter activity. Gene Ontology annotation, cellular component: plasma membrane.
AUCUCUCUCUAGAAUUUUCCAGCGUAUUCAUUGAAUCUAGAGAGAGAGAGACGCAACACACCGUCACCAAACUCUCCAGCAAUGGAGAGUGAAGGAGGUCCCUUCAAGGGGAUACUCAGAGAUAUCGAAGGUAGACGCAAAUGCUACAAACAAGACUGGAUUCUUGGCUUCAAAACCGGUUUAAGAAUCUUGGCUCCGACUUGCUAUAUAUUCUUUGCCUCGUCUCUUCCUGUAGUUGCAUUUGGUGAGCAGUUAAGUAAACACACAGGUGGAUCUCUGAGUGCUGUGGAAACAUUAGCUUCUACAUCUCUUUGCGGAAUCAUUCACGCCAUCUUUGGUGGACAGCCAUUGUUGAUACUUGGGGUUGCAGAGCCAACCAUCAUGAUGUAUACUUAUCUUUACAGUUUCUGCAUUAGUAGACCUGAUCUUGGUCGAGAGCUUUACCUAGCUUGGGUGGCAUGGGUUUGUGUAUGGACUGCAAUUUUUCUUAUCCUUCUUUCGAUAUUCAACGCGUGCACAAUCAUCUCAAGGUUUACAAGAAUCGCUGGAGAACUCUUUGGCAUGUUGAUUGCUGUUCUCUUCCUACAAGAAGCUAUCAAGGGAUUGGUUAGUGAGUUUCGAGCUUCCAAGAGUGAGCAUGAUAAAUCAAGAGAGUCAGAUUUCCUCUGGCCAUAUACAAAUGGGUUGCUUGCGGUAAUUUUCUCGUUAGGUCUGUUGAUCACAGCGUUAAAGAGCAGGAGAGCAAAGUCCUGGAAGUACGGUUUUGGGUGGCUUAGGAGUUUCAUUGGAGAUUAUGGUGUUCCCUUAAUGGUAUUGUUCUGGACUGCAUUGUCUUACACGGUUCCUAGCAAAGUCCCUGAGAGUGUUCCUCGGAGACUGUUCUGUCCUCUUCCAUGGGAGACAGCUUCAUUAUACCAUUGGACUGUAAUCAAGGACAUGGGAAAGGUACCAGUAAUGUAUAUAUUUUCUGGGAUUAUACCUGCUGUGAUGAUAGCUGGACUUUACUUCUUCGACCAUAGUGUAGCUUCCCAAAUGGCACAGCAGAAAGAGUUUAACCUAAAGAAUCCUUCUGCUUACCACUAUGACAUCUUCUUGCUUGGAAUCAUGACUUUGAUAUGUGGACUACUUGGACUUCCUCCUUCAAAUGGUGUUAUUCCUCAGGCUCCAAUGCACACAAAGAGUCUUGCUAUUCUCAAUCGUCAGCUGACACGCAAGAAGAUGGUGAAGAGUGCAAAAGAGGGUAUGAAGAUGAAAGCCAGCAAAUCAGAGAUAUAUGGGAGAAUGCAAACAGUUUUUAUAGAGAUGGAGACAUCUUCACCUCAGGUUUGUUCAGUAGCUAAUGAUUUAAAAGACUUGAAAGAAGUUGUGAUGAGACCAGAUGAAGGAGGAGAUACAAAAGGAAAGUUUGAUCCAGACGUGCAUAUUGAAGCUAAUUUGCCAGUUAGGGUAAACGAGCAAAGAGUGAGCAACUUGUUGCAAUCAGUACUAGUGGGUUUAACACUUCUUGCUGUACCAGUCAUCAAGAUGAUCCCAAGCUCCGUUCUCUGGGGCUACUUUGCUUAUAUGGCUAUAGACAGUCUCCCUGGAAACCAAUUCUGGGAGAGACUGUUGCUUCUCUUCAUCCCUCAAAGCAGACUCUUCAAAGUUUUGGAAGGAGUACACGCUUCAUUUGUGGAGUUAGUACCAUACAAAGUGAUUCUGAUGUUCACACUUUUUCAGUUGGUUUACUUUCUCUUGUGUUAUGGCAUGACAUGGGUUCCUGUGGCUGGGAUAUUUUUCCCGGCGCUAUUCUUCUUACUCAUAAGUAUAAGAGAACACUUGCUCCCCAAGCUAUUUGAUCCGCAACACCUUCAAGUGCUAGAUGCUGCUGACUAUGAAGAAAUAGUAGCUGCACCUAUACAACACUCAAGUUUUGCUUACCGAAAACUGGGAUCUUCUCGUCAUUUAUCAGAAGGAGAAGAAGAAGAUGUGUUUCAUGAUGCAGAGAUAUUGGAUGAGAUGACUACUAGUAGAGGAGAAAUCAGGAUCCGAACCAUAAGUUUCAAGGAGCCGCGCCUUGAGUCUGAAGAAAGGCGUGUAACCUUUGAGCCUCAUUGAAACAUACAAUCCUUUGGAGUUGUUAUAUUUUUUGUAUACAAAUGUAUCUGCGUCAUACUUUUUUAUGGUGAAAAUAUGUUUUCAGCAAUUAUAAAAAAACCUUAGUUUGUCCUCAAAUCUUGGCUAUUACAUUCAAACUAUAAAGGCAACUUAACAAAACAGAUCCUAAUCUCUUGCGCUUUUUAAUUAUUCUUUAGGCUUCAAAAUACAACACAAUUUGGUUUGUAUGGCUAUGCACGGUUCAUCUGAACACUGUACUUAUGUUUAAGAUUGUAUGAUACUGAUGCUUAAUGUAAGCUUGCUUGAGCAAUGGAUUAUGUUUAGACUAAAAAAGGAUACAUGUUUAUGUUUAGAAUUUAGACAGUUCCUCAAAGAUGCCACUUUAAAACAUUUUUUACAUGAAUUAUAUGCAGCGAUCCUUUGCACGGGUCAUGGUGAAUAAGUAUGAGGUAGAUGAGGAUAAGAUAAGGUAUUAUAUUUAAUAGACUUGUCAGUAGAAAACGAUAUGAACUUUUAUUUGAAGACAUUUCCAUGUGAGUCACAUUAGUACAGGAGGGUCGGACAUGAAUAAUUAAUGGAUUAAUUGACAAACAAACAAAAGAAGAGACAAUUCUGAAUUCAAUGUGAGUAACUUCGUUCUAUUAUUUUCUCUAAACUGGCAACUAUUAUUAUUGCUCAUUAUUUACACAGUUCUUGCUGUUGUUCUGUGCAUACUAGAGAAGCUUUUGGAAAACCUUUUUCACUUGCGUGAUCAAAAGCUCAAAUGGUUUUGUAUCCUCGCUUUAUCAAAAAGCAAAUCUCAAGACGACAAAUAACUUUGUGUGAACAUCUCAGGCGGUUUUUGAGCUAAUCUUGGUGCCUUUAAGUUCGAAUUUAGACCACCUGCCGACUGAGAUAACCACUAAUUCAAAGAUUGGCUGUUAAAAGCUCUACUCAAAGAAAAAACAGUUUCCCAUAGAUUAAAGUUAUCAAAUGUUGUUAGCUCAACUAGAAAAAAAAAACUAUAUGACAAACCUAAGAAAUAACAUGAUUGAGUGAGUUUGAGACGAAACUAAUAUUACAUAUUGUGGUUGUCAUUUAAUAUUUAACUCAUAUAAACUAUUUAAA